Molecule: messenger RNA, 703 nt
Organism: Cricetulus griseus (Chinese hamster)
Lineage: Eukaryota; Metazoa; Chordata; Mammalia; Rodentia; Cricetidae
Source: RefSeq, a predicted model, not a curated record
AUGUUGGGUGCUAAUUCUCCUCUCCCUCCCACAUUUUGUAUGGCAGGGGCUGUGGGUUCUGAUGUAGUAGUGACUGCAGUGGUGGGUGACCCUGUCACACUGCCAUGUAUUUACUCAACAGAUCUUGGAAUCAGUAACUCUUGCUGGGGCCUUGGCGAGUGUAAAUUUUUUUAUUGUGCAAGAACACUUAUCUGGACCAAUGGAUAUCGAGUCACCUAUCAGAGGAGCAGCAGAUACCAGCUAAAGGGGCCUAUUUCAGAAGGAAAUGUGUCCUUGACCAUAGAGAAUGCUGCUCAGAGUGACAGUGGUCCAUAUUGCUGUGUAGUAGAAAUCCCUGAAUCUUUCAGAUAUGCGACAUAUUCGCUGGAAGUUAAGCCAGAAAUUCCAACAAGUCCUCCAACAAGUCCCACAACUAUACCAAGACCCACAACAACAGGAAAACCCACGACUAUGUCAACAAGACCCACACUUGUAACAACAUCACCUAGAGUCUUUACCUCUAUGCCUACAACACCAGCACAAACAGAGACUCACACACCAGAUUGGAAUACCACUGUGACAUCCUCCAACAACUCUUGGAAUAAUUACACUGAAUCCAUCCCUACACUGAAUCCAGAGGAGAAAAUGAAUAAGGGUUUCACUCUUGGCACCACCUUUGCUGCCCUGCUGCUGCUGCUGUUUGUGUCUGCCCUGGCUUUCACGG